This is a messenger RNA of Vigna radiata var. radiata (mung bean), 938 nucleotides long. RefSeq names its product tyrosine--tRNA ligase, cytoplasmic. Gene Ontology annotation, molecular function: tRNA binding. NCBI's taxonomy places the organism in Eukaryota, Viridiplantae, Streptophyta, Magnoliopsida, Fabales, Fabaceae. The record is from RefSeq and is a predicted model, not a curated record. The transcript is spliced from 3 exons. Bases 80 to 841 code for a protein of 253 amino acids.
UGGCAUGGUUAUUAUGUGUUUUUUCUCUAAGGUUUGAAAUCCAAUCUAAUCCUCUUGUUUCCAUCUCACAGCUCUAAAAAUGGCAAAUGCUUUGAGAGUUGGUUGUGUUAUCUCUCUCUGCUCCUUACGGAAUACCACAUCCUAUCUUCCCCUUCUCUCCAACGCCACGCGCUUCCGUUCCAAGUUCCCGUUUUUCACCCUCUCAUCGUCGCAAAACUCAUUUGGGUCUCCUUCAUUUCGAACACUCUCUUCUUCUUCCAUUGAUGAAGCAGUAACCACCGAAGCCAUCACGGGGAAUGCAGGUGGUGAAGCUGAGAGCAGUAUUAGGGACUCCGCGGGGCUGCUUGACAUAAGGGUUGGACGCAUUCUGAGGGCAUGGAAACACGAUGAAGCUGAUUCUCUGUAUGUUGAAGAGGUUGAUAUCGGUGAGCCUGAACCCAGAAUCAUAUGCAGUGGCCUUGUCAAGUACAUCCCUAUUGAACACCUUCAGGGAAAAAAGGUUAUUGUCCUUUCCAACCUGAAGCCAAGAAAUAUGCGUGGUGUCAAGUCCUGCGGAAUGCUGAUGGCGGCUUCUGAUGCAAAGCAUGAGAAUGUUGAACUUCUGUUCCCUCCUGAGGAAGCAACUCCUGGUGAAAGAAUAUGGUUUGGAACGGAAGAUGAAAAAGAUAAUCAACCUGAUGCUGCCACUCCGAAUCAGAUACAAAAGAAAAAGAUAUGGGAAUUGGUGCAACCUCAUCUUAAGACAGAUGUUUCAUGCAUUGCGAUGCUAGGGGAGCAUGUCAUGCGUACAUCUGUAGGUUCAGUAGCAUGCCAGUCCUUGCAGAAUGCAAAUAUCUCCUGAUCAGCCAACACCUAUCAGUACACAAUUGUUCUGCUUAACAAUGAAUUUUUUGGUUUAUAAAUUGUUUUUUAUUUUAUAUGUACUUCAUUUUCUUCAA